AUGGAAUCCCCCAAAGUCGAAUCACCCGGCACCAGCAGUGAUGAAAGUCUUCUCAUCAGCCUCGGCCAUAAGCCAGAACUCAAACGAACACAUACAUUCUGGAGCUUAAUGGCUUAUCAAACCACAAUCCUCUGCUCUUGGAGUUGCAACAUUGUCAUGUACUAUUACAUCUUCAGUCUUGGGGGUCCGGUAUGCCUGAUUUGGGGAACGCGUGGGAUUGGCAGUGCGGUCGUCACCAUUGGACAAACCAUCGUGAUGGCGUCUCUUGCAGAGUAUGCGAGUCUUUGGCCGACCGCAGGAGGACAACAAUUCUUCGCCCAGGUUGUCGCACCUGAAAAGUAUCGUCGUUUCCUCUCCUAUGUCAUAGGCUGGUGUGUCCUCGUGGGAGAGAUUUCGACAAGCUCCAGUUGUGCGUUGAACAGCGCAGAGAUUGUAGCGGCGUUGGUAGAGAUCACACAUCCAGAGGUUUCCUGGAAGCCUUACAUGACCUGGCUCAUAUACACGGCAUUCCUUGUCGCCCCCGUGCUAUCUAACCUACUACCGAAGUACCUACCAGCGCUACAAAUUUUUGGAGCGUUCUUCAACAUAUCUAAUGGCUUCAUCUGGGCCAUUGUAUUCCUGGUCAUGGCCGACAAGAACAGUGCGCGGUUUGUCUUCUCGGAAUUUAUCAAUACCUCGGGAUGGGCUUCGAAGGUGGUAGAAGAGAUGAAGAACGCCUCGCGCGAUGCACCUAGAGUGAUGAUCUGGUCCAUGGUGUGGGCGGGUGUAACAGCCUGGCUCUCUGCCAUCGUCAUGUGCUAUACCGUUGGGCCAAACUGGGAAACGUAUAUGGAGGAAACCUCGGCUUACGUGGCGUGGUUCAUCGAUGUCUUGGACUCCACAUAUGGAGGUGGAAUCUGGUGUGCGGUGAUGAUGAUGGGCUUGAAUUAUCUGAUCAUCGUCAACAUCAACACUGCGGGUUCUCGACUGGCUUGGUCCAUGGCCAAGGAUCGGGCAUUUCCCUUUUCGCCCUACUUUGCCACCAUCAACAAGAGAUUCACCAUGCCACUGAGAGCCAUGAUGGGUGUCACGGUUCUCAAUUUAUUGGCGGGAUUACUUGUGCUUGGCAGCAAGCUCGCUUUUUAUGCCCUGAUCUCCGCUGGUGGUAUCACCUUACAGAUUUCAUAUUGCAUACCCAUCCUCUGCGUGGUAAUGAAAGGCCGCCAACAUCUACCACCUCGCCCUCACUUCGAUCUCGGCCGAUGGGGUUAUACCGUCAACAUCACGUCGUUGUUGUGGAGCGUUAUCGUCACGCUAUUCUACGUAUUUCCACAAUACGUGCCAGUGGUGGGGGCAAUUGAGAAUAUGAAUUGGGCGAUCGCGAUGCUGGGAGGUGUGUUCCUUUUUGCGGGAAUAUACUGGUACUUCAAGGGAAGACACGAGUAUCUGAUUGGAAGCAACUCGAUCUUGGACGACAAUCUCGUCAUGCACGGAGAGGCAGUCAUCACUGGCAGGGAAGCAGUGGCAGCAUUUGGACAGUCGAGGUCGGAUGCAGAGAAGUAG
This is a messenger RNA of Exophiala bonariae, 1542 nucleotides long. RefSeq lists its product as uncharacterized. The record is from RefSeq and is a predicted model, not a curated record. The transcript is spliced from 9 exons. Bases 1 to 1542 code for a protein of 513 amino acids. Gene Ontology annotation, cellular component: membrane. NCBI's taxonomy places the organism in Eukaryota, Fungi, Ascomycota, Eurotiomycetes, Chaetothyriales, Herpotrichiellaceae. Gene Ontology annotation, molecular function: transmembrane transporter activity. Gene Ontology annotation, biological process: transmembrane transport.